AUGCCAACACCGCAGCUAUCGAUAAACCAAUCUGAUCGGGAUGUUCUUGUCCGCGUGGUAGCCACCGGUCUCUGUGGUUCAGAUAUCCAUUACUGGCAGCAUGGAAAGCUCGGUCGAUACGAAGUCACCCAGCCCCUUGUUCUCGGCCACGAGUCCUCUGGCGUGAUCGUGGCUACAGGAAGCAAUGUCGAUGGACUGAAAUUAAAUGAUCGUGUAGCCUUGGAGCCUGGAAUCUCCUGCAACGUCUGCUCGUACUGCCGCAGCGGCAGAUACAAUCUCUGCACGUCCAUGCAGUUUGCUGCCACACCCCCCGUCAACGGUACUCUGUGCACAUAUUAUCGGGUUCCUGCUCAAUGCUGCUAUAAGCUGCCCGACACUGUGUCCUUUCGUAAUGGUGCGCUGGUCGAACCCUUGAGUGUCGCAGUACAUGCCUGUCGUUUGGGAGGCGACAUGCAAAAUCGCAAUGUGGUGGUAUUUGGUGCUGGACCGGUCGGAUUACUUUGCUGUGCCGUGGCUGCUGCGUUUGGAGCUAGUACGGUAGUAGCUGUUGAUGUUGUGGAGGAGAGACUAGAAUGUGCGCGUCGUUAUGGCGCAACGCAUACUUAUCGGAUGCAGACAGCCCAGGCGGAGGGGGGUAGUAGUAAUGAAGCGCAGAUUCGUGCUCUCACGGGUUUACCUGAGGGCGUUGAUGUUGUUCUUGAUGCCUCAGGGGCAGAAGCUUGUCUUGCGUGUGUGAUUGACGUCCUUGCAUCUGGAGGUACUUUAGUGCAGGUUGGACUUGGAAAGCCUACUGUGGCUUUCCCAGUUGGAAUGGUCUGCGAUAAGGUGAUCGCCUUCAAGGGGAGUUUUCGGUAUGGGCCGGGCGACUAUAGAUUGGCUAUUGGACUGCUGAGUUCUGGACGGGUCCGGGUUGAUGGCUUGGUGACGCAUGAAUUUGACUUUGAGAAGGCGGAAGAGGCGUUCAAGAAUGUUGUGGCACGGAAAGGGAUCAAGAGUGUUAUAUAUGGACCAUCGCUUGAUAGCCAUAUGCGGAUGGCAUGA
Aspergillus costaricaensis CBS 115574 is the source of this 1041-nucleotide messenger RNA. RefSeq names its product NAD(P)-dependent alcohol dehydrogenase. The transcript has 3 exons. The record is from RefSeq and is a predicted model, not a curated record. Gene Ontology annotation, biological process: D-sorbitol catabolic process. Lineage: Eukaryota; Fungi; Ascomycota; Eurotiomycetes; Eurotiales; Aspergillaceae. Gene Ontology annotation, molecular function: zinc ion binding; L-iditol 2-dehydrogenase (NAD+) activity. The coding region runs from base 1 to 1041 and encodes 346 amino acids.